Molecule: messenger RNA, 1504 nt
Organism: Psammomys obesus (fat sand rat)
Lineage: Eukaryota; Metazoa; Chordata; Mammalia; Rodentia; Muridae
Gene: Prkar1a
Product: protein kinase cAMP-dependent type I regulatory subunit alpha
Exons: 11
Coding region: 157-1302 (381 amino acids)
Biological process (GO): regulation of protein phosphorylation
Cellular component (GO): cAMP-dependent protein kinase complex
Molecular function (GO): cAMP-dependent protein kinase regulator activity
Source: RefSeq, a predicted model, not a curated record
GAUUGGCUGCGGUCGGCUCGUUUCCGGUGGAGCUGCCGCGGAGCCGCUAUCGCGGAGUGGAGUGAGGCUGCGAGCUGAGCCGCGAGGACGCCCGGUACCCUGGCAGCCUCGCCCUGUCCAAGUCCUACCCGCGCCGCCGCCCGUCCGCAGAGAACCAUGGCGUCUGGUAGUAAUGCCACCAGUGAGGAAGAGCGGAGUCUCCGGGAAUGCGAGCUCUAUGUGCAGAAGCACAACAUUCAGGCCCUGCUGAAGGACUCUAUCGUGCAGUUGUGCACGGCUCGACCCGAGAGACCCAUGGCAUUCCUUCGGGAAUACUUUGAGAGGCUGGAGAAGGAGGAGGCAAAACAGAUUCAGAAUCUACAGAAAACUGGUACUCGUACUGACUCAAGGGAGGAUGAGAUCUCUCCUCCUCCCCCCAACCCAGUGGUCAAGGGCCGUCGGCGACGUGGUGCUAUCAGUGCUGAAGUUUACACAGAGGAAGAUGCUGCGUCCUAUGUUAGAAAGGUUAUACCAAAAGACUAUAAGACAAUGGCUGCUUUAGCCAAAGCCAUCGAAAAGAACGUGUUAUUUUCACACCUUGAUGACAAUGAGAGAAGUGACAUUUUUGAUGCUAUGUUUCCAGUCUCCUUUAUUGCUGGAGAGACAGUUAUUCAGCAAGGUGAUGAAGGGGAUAACUUCUAUGUGAUUGAUCAAGGAGAAAUGGAUGUCUAUGUCAAUAAUGAAUGGGCAACCAGCGUUGGGGAAGGAGGGAGCUUCGGAGAGUUGGCUUUGAUUUAUGGAACACCUAGAGCAGCCACUGUCAAAGCAAAGACAAAUGUGAAACUGUGGGGCAUCGACCGAGACAGCUACCGAAGAAUCCUCAUGGGAAGCACUCUGAGAAAGAGGAAGAUGUAUGAAGAAUUCCUAAGUAAAGUGUCUAUUUUAGAGUCUCUGGACAAGUGGGAGCGUCUCACAGUAGCUGAUGCAUUGGAGCCUGUCCAGUUUGAAGAUGGACAAAAGAUUGUGGUGCAAGGAGAACCAGGGGAUGAGUUCUUCAUUAUCCUAGAGGGCACAGCUGCCGUCCUGCAGCGUCGGUCAGAAAACGAAGAGUUUGUUGAAGUGGGACGACUGGGGCCUUCGGAUUACUUUGGUGAAAUUGCCCUACUGAUGAAUCGUCCUCGGGCUGCCACUGUGGUUGCGCGUGGCCCUUUGAAGUGCGUUAAGUUGGACCGACCUCGUUUUGAACGUGUCCUUGGCCCAUGCUCAGAUAUCCUCAAGCGAAACAUCCAGCAGUACAACAGCUUUGUGUCACUGUCUGUCUGAGAUCUGCCUCCUGUGCCUCUCUCUUCUCCCCAGUCCAUGCUUCACUCAUGCAGACUGCUUUCUCUUCCCUAUCUGCAGCGCCAAGUGGCCACUGGCUUCACAGCUUCUUGUCUCUUUAUACUAAAAGUUGCUUUACUGCACCAUUUUUCAUUUGGAGCAUUAAGUGAAUGCUCACUGACAAAUAAAUAGAGAGUUCCAUGGA